Messenger RNA from Xiphophorus maculatus (southern platyfish), 2853 nucleotides. It is a transcript of the gene fkbp10b, whose product is annotated as peptidyl-prolyl cis-trans isomerase FKBP10-like. The record is from RefSeq and is a predicted model, not a curated record. Bases 157 to 1863 code for a protein of 568 amino acids. Lineage: Eukaryota; Metazoa; Chordata; Actinopteri; Cyprinodontiformes; Poeciliidae. The transcript is spliced from 10 exons. Gene Ontology annotation, molecular function: peptidyl-prolyl cis-trans isomerase activity; calcium ion binding.
CAGCUCUGCUCCACAUCCGCAGCCCUGUGCGUGGAAAAACGCACUCCCCGCACGCAGGCCUUUAGAUCGCCUCCGCUUCUUUUAAAUUCGGCCUAAUGUCCAUUUUUCUGCUGCUUUUACGUCACUUUUAAGUCAUUUGACCCCCUUUGUGUAAAAAUGCUUCCCCUUUGCGUUGCCUUCUCCGUUCUGGCUGCGUGGUUUUCCGUGGAGUGUAAUCCCAGUCCCGUGUUGGGAGAUGUUGUCGUGGACAGAUACGAGAUCCCCAAAGACUGCGCAAGGGAGGCGAAAACUGGAGAUUACGUCCGCUACCAUUACAACGCCACGUUCACCGACGGGAAGACGCUGGACUCGAGCCAUGAGAAAGGAGCAGCCAAAGUCGGCCUGAUCGGGGAGGGUCGGCUCAUCGCUGGCGUGGAUAAAGGCCUGCAGGGGAUGUGCGUGAAUGAGCGCAGGAAAAUCACCAUCCCGCCACACCUGGCUUACGGGAGCAGCGGGGCAGGUGAUGCGGUUCCUCCAGACGCCACGCUGGUGUUCGACAUCCACCUCCUGGAUCUGUGGAACAAGGCCGACCUGGUCGUCACCAGAACCGUAAGCACGCCCAAAGACUGCAAACGCUCCGUGAUGCGCACAGACUUUGUGCGUUACCACUUUAACGGCACUCUGCUGGACGGGACCACCUUCGACUCCAGCUACAACAGGAAGCAGACCUACAACUCGCUGGUGGGCGAGGGCUGGCUGGUGAAGGGCAUGGACGAGGGCCUGCUGGGCAUGUGUGUGGGGGAGAUCAGACACAUCGUGAUUCCACCGUUCAAAGCGUACGGAGAAAAGGGAUCAGGAACCAUGAUUCCCCCUCAGGCGACGCUGGUGUUUGACAUCCUGAUGGAGGACAUUCACAACCCGAAGGAUAACAUCACCAUCGAGAACCAGGAGGCUCCUGAGCCCUGCACCCGCAGGUCCGUGGCGGGGGACUACAUUCGGUAUCACUACAACGGAACCUUCCUGAACGGGGUGACCUUUGACACCAGCUACCAGAGGAACAGCACAUACAACACCUACAUCGGGAUGGGCUACGUGAUCCCAGGAAUGGACCAGGGCCUGCUGGGCGUCUGCCUGGGGGAGAGGAGGAGGGUCAUCAUUCCUCCUCACCUUGCUUAUGGAGAACAAGGAGCGGGUGACGUGAUUCCUCCGUCAGCCGUCCUGGUCUUUGACGUCCACGUCAUCGACUUCCACAACCCAAGCGACAAAGUGGAGCUCAAGGUCACCUACAAACCGGAAGUGUGCAACGACACCACAACUCUGAACGACCUGGUCCGCUACCAUUACAACUGCACUCUACUGGACGGGACUCUGCUCUUUUCCUCGUACGACUAUGAGAACAUGCAAGACGCAGUUCUGGGCCAGGACAAGGUGAUCGACGGGCUGGAUGAAGGCUUGAGGGGCAUGUGUGUGGGAGAGAAGAGGAGGAUUACAGUGCCGCCUCACCUCGGACAUGGAGAGAGAGGAGCUGCUGGUGUACCAAGCAGCGCCGUUCUGGUCUUCAGCAUUGAGCUGGUGAGCUUUGAGCGGGGCGUCCCGCCCGGUUACUUGUUUGUGUGGCUCGAGGACACUCCAGCUGAUCUGUUUGAAACCAUGGAUAUGAACAAGAAUGGAGAGGUGCCACUGGAUGAGUUCACGGAGUUUAUCAAGCUCCAGGUUGCAGAAGGAAAAGGCCGGACAAAGCCGGGAAUGACAAUGGAGCAGAUCGUCGCCGACAUGUUUCAGAACCAGGACCGCAACAAAGACGGCCUGAUCACGGCCAGCGAGCUCAAACUUAAAGUCGACGAGGACAAGGAACGGGAGCAGGCGAGGCACGAGGAGUUGUGAGGAGGGAAAAAAAUGUUUGGUUUUCUCUCAGGGAUGAAAAACAAAACAAAAGAAGCCACAGCUCAUAUGCAGCGUCAGUUUAUUUACAGUAUUUGAUCUCUGAGAAAAGACGUUGGGAAACAAUUUCUUGUGGAGGAUUCUGAGGUUUCUGAAAAUACAGCAAGCACCUUUUUAUCCCUGAGUGUUGUAAUAAAAAAGUGUUUGUAAAAACAGUUGUUUUAUUAACAUUUUAUACUAACAUUACACACUGGAUUCAUUCAUCUUCUGUCAGAAUCUAUAGCGCCGAUGGUAGCACCUGUUUUUUUUUUCUGAAUAUUUGAUUUUUCUUCAUUUUAAAAUAUUUUAUCUUUAAAAAAUAGCAAUGUUCCUUUAUGCGAACUAGAACCUUAUAUCCAUGUCUUAUUGCAGUGCACAAGAGGAACCGGUUUUAAAUUAUUAUAAUUAAAAAAACACAGAGGUUAAUAGUUUACAACAGUUUUUGUGCUUGUUCUGUCAUUACAGCUUUAAAAAAAAAACCUCAACAUUGAUUGUAAUUUUACUUUAACCUUUGCUUCAGAAAUCCAGUGAUGUAGUCAGGCAGUUAUUACAGUCCCCAACACACACAAACAGAACUGGGUAUUAUACUUCCAGGUCCAAGGUUUGGCACACAGAGAUUUACAACAUCGUGUCUCAGACAUGACAGAAAACGCAUCAUGGGCUUCAUUCAAACUGCAGACAAAUGUGACAUAAAUCUGAUUUUUAAGUUACAUUUGAGCCACUGCCAUACAGUUAAUGACAUUGCAUUAAUGUCAUCAAUGAUUUUAAUGUGGGAACAACUGAAGCAUUUUUAAAUGCGAUUUUAGCUGCAUUUUCAUUGCGUAAUCUGAGAUUUACAAAAUAAAUUCGCUGAUUGGAAGCGUGCCAAUUUUGUUUUUCCAAUAUAAAGUUUUGGUCGUAUGGAAAUUGGUUUAUUUUGCAAAAUGAGUAACAUGAUCAACAACCGGAUUUUGC